AUGCCUGAUGUGGUGCCGACCGCGUGCUGCGAGUGGUCGCUCAACGAAGAUGAAGAAUCAAAGCGAUACUUCUGGUGGAAUAACACGUACAGCAUUAGUAUUUGGAACAGCACCCUAAAACUCGAUCCACCGUAUCAGCAGCUGACGGACACUGACGUGUGGCGGGCGUUCAUUCAGUUCCAGGUUGAGUCUGUGUACAAGCUGUGCCCUAUCUGCCGUCAGCCGGAGGGCAACAAGGACAUGAAAGUGUGCUACUGCUGUGGGAGCACGGUGCAUUGCGGCUGCUCCAACGAGGCGACUGACGCGCAAAUAGCUUCGAAGCCGGCAAACCGCGGCUUCGAAUCCCAUCUCUGCGCGUGCUUCAGCUGCGAGGACGUGCCUAUUCCUGAGAUUGCAUCAGCAGUCCGUGAGCCGUGCGACGCGCGGCGUGCAUCUAUCCGUGCUCUUUCCAUCAAGGAGGAGUACCCGCAGUGCGUGGUCCAGGAGUUGCUGGCCGUUGCCAGCGCUGCGGAGCAGCCGCAUUCGGCGGCGGAGGACGCAAAACUUAUCGCAAGGCUGCGCCGCAUUGUCACGGGUUUCUUUCAGACGGAGGCCUCGUGCGCGUCUUUGACAAAGGCAAAGCGACCAGAAAAGGGCGGCGGCAUCGGUGUGGUAGCCGCAGCAGACAUCCCCGCCCACACGAUCAUCGGCGUCUACCCAGGCUAUACUGACGCACUGAGUGGGGAGCAGGCCAAGCUGGGGCGACCUAUUGCUAAGUACGCCCUGGUUGAUCUCAACUGCGCGGAUUAUUUUAACGUCGUCUUUGAAGAGCUGCAGGAUACAUUCACACCGUUUAUCAAUGAACCAAGCGAGUCUGAGGAGAGCAACUGCGGAUGGAUACAGGAGACAAAGCAUGUUGAGGGGCGACUAAGUGUCAUGACAGCACGCGACACCAAGAAGGGCGAGGAGCUUUUAAUAGGAUACGGGCCGAUGUAUCCACGGUCAUACCCUUACCGGUACGAUGCCUUUGCUUUUCACAAAACAGAUAGUGUAAGCGAAACAACAUGUUUUGCGCUCUGGCGUUGUGCGUCGGUCGAUGAGAAUGACACAAAAUUUCUGUAUUAUGUUGGCUACAAUGAGACAGACGACUUGUACUAUUUGUGGGAUACGGUAGACCCGGAGCGGGAGACCAAAGCCCAGGUCGACGGGAAUUUGACGUCGCAACGAAACAAAGAAAAAAAAAAGGCUUUAGUUGUGCUGCGGCAAGAGGCGAAGAAAAGAGAAACUCCACAAUUGAAGCAAAACAAGAACUAUAACCAGACAAAAAAAUAA
Molecule: messenger RNA, 1311 nt
Organism: Trypanosoma grayi
Lineage: Eukaryota; Euglenozoa; Kinetoplastea; Trypanosomatida; Trypanosomatidae
Exons: 1
Coding region: 1-1311 (436 amino acids)
Molecular function (GO): protein binding
Source: RefSeq, a predicted model, not a curated record